UUGGAAUACGGGACUUUGGUGACGACUUCUGUGUGGAUAUUCACUGAAUGAUGAUAUCGAUCCAGACACCAGAAAUGGAUUUUAAAAAGAAAACGGCAGUUCUUUUCUUCCUAAUUAUCAACAUAAGCUGUGUGUCAGUGCUCAAAGUGGACGUCCCUCAUCCUGAACUGAAGGUGAAUAUUUCAGAUGGGGAGGUAAUAGCAUAUUGGAGCCAUCCUGAGGGCGCCCCUUCAAACUCCAAGUAUAAUGUACAAAUGAAAAGUGUGUAUUCUUCCCUCAGUCACAAUGGUGAAUAUUUAAUGGUAAAAAGCUGCACGGGGAUCACAAGAACCUUCUGUGACCUGACGAGUCUUAUACGUAACUAUCGUGAUGCCUACACGGUCAGAGUUCAGCUGGUUGCAGGAGACGAGGCGUCUGCGUGGACCCGCCAGAGAUUUCUCCCAAAUGACAGUAAAUAUGAAUUGCUACCUCCCUCAUUCACUUUGAAGGCUACUUCCAGCUCUCUGACAGUUUAUGUUCACGAAAAACCCAUUCUGAAAAAACUCUAUCCAUUUGGGGUCACCUACACCAUCUACCUGGAGGAAAAAGGGAUACAUAAUAAGAAUACCACAGCAUACCUGAAAGAUGACUUGGUAGAAGAAGAUCAGAGGACAAAAGUUUUCCCUUCUCUCCACUGGGGGAAGGAAUACUGUGUCAGCAUUAAGGUCGAGGGCGCUGGAGCUCUCACAUCCAGCAGUGUGUCUCACAAACGCUGUCUGCUGCUACCAGAGCAAGAAUGGUUCAUAAUUGCUGUGUCAUCCCUGUCUGUUCUGGGUGUGUUGGUUGCCAUUGCUAUUAUGGCAGCCAUCCUCUUGUGUUAUCUGAAACGUCCAGAGAAAACACCAGUUGCAUUGAAAUCCCCUCUGAGCGGUUGGCGUCCACUCUCAGUUGGAGAAGGAACGAUGGAGGUUGUUACAGACAAAGGAUGGUUCCUGUCCAGUUAUAGAACAGAGCUGAAAAACUUAGUCAAAACCCCAGCGGAGGAUGUCACAGUAAUGGAGGACAGUGAGGAGGAGGACAGGAGGACCAGCAUGGACAGUGGGGUCAGCGUGGAGACUAAUUCUGCUGCAGACAAUGGAGGAAAAACCCCCACGAGACAAGAGGACAGUGGCUGUGGGAGCAUGGGAGGACCAGAGAGCUCCACCAGCAGUCAGACAGAUUACCCCCUGCAGGACGACCCGACUGAUCCUGAUCCAGUUCGGAAAAGGGAGGACAGUGGGGUGGGAAUGGGCUGCCGGCUUCACUCUUCCUCCAUGAACCUCGAUGGACGGGACAGUGGGCCUCUAAAGGAAUCAGUUCCUGGGGGUAGUUAUCGUAGCCAGAUCACCUCAGCUGUUCAAAUCCACAUCUGUGAUGAAGAGGACACAUUUAAACAGAUACUUCCAGACUCAGUUUUGGCCGAAGUGGUCACAGGAUACAGAGCUGGGCCUCAGUCAUGUAUCUGUUCAGGAGCAGGUCAGUGCACUUGGUGCCACAAGCAAGUUCAUAACGAAUCCGAGGUUAUCAAACAAUACAGAGCUUUGUGCAUCCAAAACAGACUGCUGGGAAGCAAAUGUAACUUGGAAGACUCUUACAACGGAGAGGUUACAUUUGCAGGCUAUGCUAAAAAGACACAAAUUGACACUGUCACGAUAGAUGACAUGGACACAAAGUUUCUACAAUUAGGGGAGACUUUUCCUCUGCUUACAUCUCUCUCACCGCUGUCAGUAAUCAACAGUGAACAAGAUUUCAAUAUGAACAAUGUUUCUCUCUCCCUUUGUGAUGUACAGCUGAAAACUGACUGAUCUUCAGAGGAAUGAAACACUUUUUAUUGAGUACUUAUACUGACACAGCCUGUGUGUGCUGUGGGAGAAAUACAUUCCCCUGUCUUAUGUGACUCAGUUAUUGCACUAGUAUGUAGUGAAAUGCUCCAGUAAGGAAAAUCUGAAGAAAAAGGGGAGAAACUGAGGAGAAAACAGAGCAAGAAGCAGGCUGUUGUUGGCCAUGGGAAGGAAAUAGAGGUUAGACCUUGACUGUCGUUGGAGGCUUAGAAGCUCGUCGUGACAGAGAGCAUACUGUCAAGGCCUCGUUUAACCCUGUUUCACUGCGUAUAUUUACAACUGACUGAAGUGCCGGAAGUGAAACUGGUGUGGGGAGCACAGAGGAGAAACAGUUUGACAGUUACGUUCUUUUGGACAUUUCACGAUUUCUCCUCCGCCAACCACAAUACUUGACAUCAGUUACCCACUCUUAGAGUUUCUGAUAAUUUUUUUCCCCUUGUCACUAUUUAAAUGUGAAGAAAUGAAAACUACUUACCAUCAGUUUGUCAUUUAUCAGCAAUAUUUUCAGGUCAUAUCUUAGCAUAUCGUCCUUCCACAAGGAAGUGAUGGCAAAUGAAAGGUCAAAUUAAUAAGCAAACAUUUCAUUACUCAUUUUUAUUAAUGUACAGGGCACUUGAUUUCUGAUUCUUUUUAUGUUUUCUGACUCAGAGAGUGACUUUCAUUUCACAACAGCCUAAACUGCAUACCUGUGUUUUACUACUUACGUGUUAAAAUUUUUUAUUAGAUGUUGUGGGAGGGGGAAAAGCUAUUUAUUUAUUGUGUAUUGGAGUAAAUUUAUGAGACUUUGCUUUUUUUACAUAUGUCUUCUUGGACUUUCCAGACACAUAUAAAAAGACCAAACCAGGAAACGAAUGUCAUGAUGUUGAUUUGAGAAACCAUAACCAAAGCAAGCACGAGGAAAACCCUGAAUAAGCAAACAACACCUACUGAAAGAUAAACAUUACAUGACACGUAGCUGUACUUGGGAUCCCCAAAUGCAAAUUAUGUACAGGAAUUAGGACGAUUGGUUUGAAAUUUCUCAACAAGGAAACAAACACAUCCUCUGUCAAGCUUCCACUCAGUUUAAAAAAAAUCCGGUUUCACACUGAUAAUAGAAAGAACAAACAUCAUCAGUGGGACUGAAAUUUCAGAUGUCACAUACAUUGGUAGGAAAUUCUGUGACCUAUUUCGCUGUGUAUGCGACAUAAAGUAGAGGGGAAGUGAGACUAAUUUAGGUUAAUCAUAAAGGUUAAAAAAAAAUCCUUCAAGUUGCAAAGCAUCACAUGUAGCCAUGUUUUGCAGCACGUGUCUACUGAUGAUCUCUAUACGUAGAACAUAGCUGGUGUCUUUAUGGUUACUUUUGACCACUAUAUGCACGACUCCAUUAACCUAUCGGGAGUAUCUAGAUACUAAACACCCACCUCCUGUCCUCUGUGCAGUUUUUAUGCAUCAUGUCACCUACAUCCUCCCAUCAGUGCUACCAGUACUUCCAUGCUGGAACAAUACAGACGUAAUUUCAGGUAAAUCAACACACUCAGUGUUCCUAGAAUUUGAUUCUGCUUGAGAGUUCCUCUAUAAAGUAGAUAGAUAGAUAGAUAGAUAGAUAGAUAGAUAGAUAGAUAGAUAGAUAGAUAGAUAGAUAGAUAGAUAGAUAGAUAGAUAGAUAGAUAGAUCAGAGCUCCAAAGUCUCCAAAUCUCCCUACAAAUUUGCAAUUAUUCACUAAAUUAGCAAAGAAGCUGGACCAUUUGGAACACCUGAAGGUCUAGGGCCCUGGGGGUAGCUACCCACUGGUCUGAGAAUCAAACCUUGACAUCAUGAAAAGCUGUUUUCUCUGCUCAUGCUGGAUUUACACUUCUUUGUUCAGGGGUUAUGCUGGACUAUGCUGUCAGAGGCUAUGUAAGGGUCACAGAAACUGUAAAUGACUGCUGUGUUGUCUGCUGCCGGUAGAGUCUAAAUAAAACAUGAUGUGUGAUGAGAAAAGGUUCAGUUUUCAUCUCUUGCUUUUUAGCUGUUCAAAUAUGGUGGCGCCAUUUCUGCUGCAAACCUUCAGUUCACAGCAAUCAACACUUUCAGUCACAUUAAAUGGAACAAUGUACUAUGGGGAAUAUUGUUAC
Molecule: messenger RNA, 3953 nt
Organism: Amphiprion ocellaris (clown anemonefish)
Lineage: Eukaryota; Metazoa; Chordata; Actinopteri; Pomacentridae
Gene: il10ra
Product: interleukin 10 receptor, alpha
Exons: 7
Coding region: 48-1823 (591 amino acids)
Molecular function (GO): protein binding
Source: RefSeq, a predicted model, not a curated record